AGGCGGCACCUUCUGGCGGGUGGCCGAUGCUCUUCAGAUGGCCACCGCCACGGAGGAUCCCCCCAGCGACGUGGCGCAGCGCUCCCAGGCAGCGCUGCUCCGAGAAGUGGGGCGUGUGAGCUACCAGCACUUCAUGGGGCAGAUGGUGUCGAUCAUGGACUCCGUCUCGCAGCAGCAGAGCGCGGACAGUUUCUACUCCCAGCGAGGAUUGGCCGUGUCCAGCUUGGAGGUCCUGGGGUAUGAGGCGCUGGACGCGAACGUGGCUGAUGCGCUGCAAAGUACCAUCGUGGAGUCAGUAAAGCAGAUCAACCGCCUGCAGCAAGCCAAGUCGGCCAUCGACGUCAACACUUCGCAGCUGAAUGGCGAGAUCAGGCUUGCGACCCUUGAGACGGAUCUCAUCAAGCACCGGGCGACCAACAACCUGCUGCUGGCAGUCUCCGAGGGCGUCACCGAGGGCACUCGCCUGGUGGAAGAGGCAAGAACCUUCCUGGACGGCCUGGGGGAUUCUGUGAACGCGAGCGCCAGCCGAGUGGAUAUGUACCGGAAGUACCAUGAGGAGUUGGCCGUGAACAACAUGACGCGCCUCUUCUCAGAUGGGCCGUCCAAGCUGUACCUGCACGCCAACGACACAGGCAUCAUCCUGGCCAAGGCGAUUCCGAGGGUGCGGAGCGAGCUUUGAGAUGUUCGUCUCACCGUUGUAGAGCUGCAAAGCUAUUCUUGGGCGUUUAGUGGUG
Effrenium voratum is the source of this 734-nucleotide messenger RNA. The record is from the annotation of a GenBank genome assembly. NCBI's taxonomy places the organism in Eukaryota, Dinophyceae, Suessiales, Symbiodiniaceae.